This is a messenger RNA of Nelumbo nucifera (sacred lotus), 2021 nucleotides long. RefSeq names its product zinc-finger homeodomain protein 1-like. The record is from RefSeq and is a predicted model, not a curated record. Gene Ontology annotation, biological process: regulation of DNA-templated transcription; regulation of developmental process. Gene Ontology annotation, cellular component: nucleus. NCBI's taxonomy places the organism in Eukaryota, Viridiplantae, Streptophyta, Magnoliopsida, Proteales, Nelumbonaceae. Gene Ontology annotation, molecular function: transcription cis-regulatory region binding; DNA-binding transcription factor activity.
CCCAACUCAACGGUGAACGGCCCCAGCAGCAGCAGCAGCCGCAGCCUGUGGCUGUCAAUCUCUUUUUGAUUGAGAGUUCCAAACACAAACACUUCUCCUCUCCCCCAUCCAGAGUCCAGAGUCCAGAGGGUCCAGUCCAAACCCUUUCUGUUCUGCCUUGUGCCCUUCUCUCCUCUUUUUCCAGUUCCCCCCCCCCUCCCUGUCCUUUCAAGUUUCAACUCAGACGCGACACACCACCCAUUUUUAUCUAUUUCUUUACAUUUUUUUCUUUUAUUUGUUUUUAUUAUUAUUAUUACGUCGGAAAGUAAAAUUUCGUAAACUUCCAGUCUACUGCCUUUUACCGCAGUAAAUAACCCGGUACCCCUGCGGCUUAGUUUUUUGUUUAUGUGAUACAAGGUACCGGCUAUAGACGGUGAACUGCUGCUGUAGUAACCGGCAAAGUGAGGGUUUUGGUGUAGACACUCACACUAGAGAGAGAAAGAGAGAGACAGCUCCCAGGAACGGAAAGUAUAUGAAAGCCUUUGAAGGAAGACAUCUCUUUUUUGCAGGCGGGGAAUUGAUGACCACACUCUCCCCCUCUUAUCUUCUUCCCCUUUCUGGCUCUGAAGAAGAAAAACCCUCUUAAAAAAAAUAUAUCAUAGGGAAAAUACAGUCUUCCACCGCCGGAGGUGGAGGUGGAUCAGCUCGGCUACUACCUAAUAAAAAGCUUUUUCUCCUUUUAUUUGUUUUGGUCCUAUCUUAUAUAAGGAGAAGCUAGAAACGGAACAAGUUUGUCGAAGAAGAAGGGAAAAGGAGCAUGGAAUUCGACGAUCACGAAGAGCAAGAUGAAGAGAUGGGGAUACCAGUGUCUGCGACUUACGAUUCGCUCGGUAACUCGGCCAGAGCCAAAAUGGCGAGUGCAGCUGGUGAUGCAGCUUCCUCUGGUAGGAGGACCGUGAGCAGGUACAGGGAGUGCCUAAAGAACCAUGCCGUGGGAAUCGGAGGCCACGCCGUCGAUGGAUGUGGAGAGUUCAUGGCCGCCGGAGAGGAAGGCACGCUUGACGCCCUAAAAUGCGCCGCCUGCAACUGCCAUCGGAACUUCCACCGCAAGGAGACGGAGGGGGAUGCCUACCACCACCAAUUCUCCCCCUACUAUCGUACACCGGCGGGGUACCUCCACGUGGCGCCGCACCAUCGUCCGCUGGCUCUGCCGUCGACCUCGGGAGGUGGGGCGCACAGCCGGGAGGACCAGGAGGACGUGUCGAACCCUAGCGGCGGUGGAGGAGUUUCGAAGAAGCGUUUCAGGACAAAGUUCACACAGGAGCAGAAAGACAAGAUGCUGGCGUUCGCGGAGAGGCUUGGGUGGAGGAUUCAGAAGCACGACGAGGCCGCCGUGCAGCAGUUUUGUACGGAGACUUGUGUGAAGAGGCACGUGCUUAAGGUUUGGAUGCACAACAACAAGCAUACUCUUGCAUCACCAUCUACCGCUGCUACUUAGCUUCUUCUAGUUUCUCGUCACUCACCACUCCCAACUCCCAACUAGUACAAGGACAAGGGCAAGCUCUUUCCACGCGGAACGGAACAACAACAGCGACAACAACUUCACCAUGGCGAACAAGAACAACGGGGAUCAAAUGGGGGAAUUUCGUUGAGAAUUCUCUCCCUUUCUCCCUCGAGAUGAUGUUAGUUAGGUUUCUUCUUUUCUUUUUGUAUCUUGUCUUUUUUUUUUCUUCUUUUUAGAUAAUCCCAUCUCUCCUGCUGGUGUUUAGAUUGGAUCACUUCUUGUUUCUUAGUGCAUUAUUGUUGAUGGGCCAUUGCUCAAACCAAUGCCAUCCCCCAUUCCUCCUUCUCCUUCUUCUCUAGCUAACACUCUUAACUGCAAGUGCUGUUUUAUUGGGCCGACGGGAAGCUCAGUCUAACUACUAUAUGGUACAAGGCUUUGGUUCAUCAUGUUCAGGCAGCGAAACAUAGACCGAGUAAGAAUUCUGUUAAGUUUUAAUGUUUUUUAAUUUCUCUACAUUAACUGCUACUGUUUUCCUCUC